CCUUGGCAAUGUGGCUCUACUUUGUGGUCCUCGUGGGUCUGUACUACCUGCUGCGCUGGUACCGAGAGAGGCAGGUGGUGAGCCACCUCCAGGACAAGUAUGUCUUCAUCACAGGCUGUGACUCGGGCUUCGGGAACCUGCUGGCCAGACAGCUGGACAUGCGAGGCUUGAGGGUGCUGGCUGCAUGUCUGACGGAGAAGGGGGCUGAGCAGCUGAGGAACAAGACGUCAGAAAGGCUGGAGACCGUGAUCCUAGAUGUCACCAACACAGAGAGCAUUGCUGCAGCCACCCAGUGGGUGAAGGAGCGCGUGGGGGACAGAGGGCUUUGGGGCUUGGUCAACAACGCAGGUGUUUACCAACCAAUGGCCUACCUUGAAUGGCAGAAGUUUGAUGACUGUAUGAACAUCCUCAACGUGAACCUUCUUGGUUUGGUACAGGUGACCUUGAGCAUGCUUCCCUUGGUAAGGAGAGCAAAGGGGAGAAUUGUCAAUGUCUCUAGCAUGUUGGGAAGAAUUGCUACACCUGGAGGAUUCUACUCUAUGUCCAAGUUUGGAGUUGAAGGGUUUUCAGAUACACUAAGGCGCGAAGUUAAAGGUUUUGGAGUAAAAGUCAGCAUAAUUACACCUGGUAGCUUCAAAACAGAAAUGACCAAUCUGCAGUUGUCACUGGACAGACUGGAGCAAACCUGGAAAGAAAUCCCUAUGCAUAUUAAGGAAUCCUAUGGAAAGCAAUUUUUUGACUGCCAUUACAAAACGGUUAAGAAAGGCCUUUCCAAUUGUAGCUCAGAUCUGAACCUGGUCACUGACUGCAUGGAGCAUGCUGUAACGUCGGCACACCCUCGUACUCGAUAUGUGGCUGGCUGGGAUGCUAAGUUCAUAUUCAUACCACUCUCUUACUUGCCUACAUCACUGGCAGACUACAUAUUGACCAGCUACAUGCCCAAACCAGUUGAGGCAACCUAACAACAACAAACCUGAUUCAGUUGUUCUUGGAAUGAAGAAUAAAUCGGAAACUUGUUGGUGUCUCAGUAA
This is a messenger RNA of Dipodomys ordii (Ord's kangaroo rat), 1031 nucleotides long. RefSeq names its product hydroxysteroid (17-beta) dehydrogenase 6 (gene Hsd17b6). The transcript has 4 exons. The record is from RefSeq and is a predicted model, not a curated record. NCBI's taxonomy places the organism in Eukaryota, Metazoa, Chordata, Mammalia, Rodentia, Heteromyidae. Gene Ontology annotation, molecular function: oxidoreductase activity. The coding region runs from base 9 to 962 and encodes 317 amino acids.